This is a messenger RNA of Staurois parvus, 356 nucleotides long. NCBI's taxonomy places the organism in Eukaryota, Metazoa, Chordata, Amphibia, Anura, Ranidae. The record is from the annotation of a GenBank genome assembly.
AUGGGGCCCCCGGGCAAUAGGGGAUCAUGGGGCCCCUGUGUCCUUGCCCAAACUCAAAAAAGCCUAUGAAAAAGGUACCAGGGGCAUCUCAUGGGGCCCCCUACUCACCCCGGGCCCUAAAUAGGAGAUCAACUCAUGGGGCCCCUGGGCAAUAGGGGAUCAUGGGUCCCCUGCAGGGGCGCACUGACAACUCAUGGGGCCCCUGGGCAAUAGGGGAUCAUGGGGCUCCUGUGUCCUUGCCCAAACUCAAAAAAGCCUAUGAAAAAGGUAUCAGGGGCAUCUCAUGGGGCCCCCUAGUGACCCUGGGUCCUCGGGCAGUGCCCGAGUUUCCAAAUGGUCAGUCCGCCCCUGGGCCC